CCUAUCAAAACCAAAACCAAACCAAACCAAACCAAACCCAUUCAUAUUAAAAAUGGCGCUCUCACUCUGCUCCGCCAAAUCGCUUCCUCUCCUACUACUCAUCUCAGCCAUUCCCGUGGCUUACAUCAUCUCUCUGGAGCGAACCAAACCUGCCACACAUGUGUACCACUACCACAGCUCCGGUUACCUGCGCGAGUGCGCCAAGUGGGAUCAAUCCAACCGUCGAUUUCUGGUCUCCUUUAUGGGCGGAGGAAUUGGUCAGGUAUCCGUGCCUGAUGAUCACUCACCCGACACUGUUCUAGAUGAAGUGACGGUAGUCAAAGAAGCCGACUUGGCCGGUAAUGCGUCUUUGGGGAUCUCCGUGGACCAGCCUAGGAAUCGCCUCCUUGUGGUCGUUGCAGACCUUUUGAGGAAUAAGUAUAAUGGGCUCGCUGCUUAUGAUUUGUCCACAUGGAAACGUUUAUUUCUCACCCAACUCACUAGCCCAAGUGAUGAGAAAUCGUUUGCCGAUGAUGUAGCAGUUGACAUAGAAGGCAAUGCAUAUGUUACAGAUGCCAAAUCCAGUAAAAUUUGGAGGGUAGGAGUGGAUGGUGAGCUGCUAUCCAUUAUUAGAAGCCCUCUGUUUAUCCCAAAAGAGUGGUACAAAAACUUGGUUGGUCUAAAUGGGAUUGCUUACCAUCCAGAUGGGUUUUUGAUUGUCAUUCAUACAUUUUCUGGGAAUUUGUUUAAGAUUGAAAUUGGCAAAGGAGCUCAUCAAGUUAAAUUAAUUGAAGUAAAAGGAGGGCCAUUGUCAUUUGGAGAUGGUAUAGAGCUACUGUCUGCAACCAAACUUGUAGUUGCAGGGAAUCCUUCAGCAAGAUUGGUGGAGAGCUCUGAUGGGUGGGAGACCGCUUCUGUGGUAGCAAAAUUUAGCGGCCCUGCUCAUCGUUUGGCCACAGCUGCAACCGUAAAAGAUGGAAGGGUGUACCUCAAUCACAUGUUUGGGUUGGGAUUUCCCAAGAAGAAGCAUGCCCUAGUCGAAGCUGUUUUCUGAAAACCUGGAAGCUCCUCCACAUAUGUCCUCAAAACCGUUGUGUAGCUAAAUUAUGUUGCUUUCUUGCUUUUAAUUUUGUAUUGUACCAGUAUCAUGGAAAACAAUAAACAGUUUUGUAACAGAUUCCUCUUAAAGUGGUAUUCUUCGAUUAGGCUUUCCAGUCAAAUUUAAGAUCA
Messenger RNA from Mangifera indica (mango), 1209 nucleotides. RefSeq lists its product as uncharacterized. Bases 53 to 1033 code for a protein of 326 amino acids. The record is from RefSeq and is a predicted model, not a curated record. The transcript has 2 exons. NCBI's taxonomy places the organism in Eukaryota, Viridiplantae, Streptophyta, Magnoliopsida, Sapindales, Anacardiaceae. Gene Ontology annotation, cellular component: endoplasmic reticulum.